Messenger RNA from Agelaius phoeniceus (red-winged blackbird), 5378 nucleotides. It is a transcript of the gene CNOT12, whose product is annotated as tankyrase 1 binding protein 1. Gene Ontology annotation, cellular component: nucleus; heterochromatin. The record is from RefSeq and is a predicted model, not a curated record. Gene Ontology annotation, biological process: double-strand break repair; cellular response to ionizing radiation. Lineage: Eukaryota; Metazoa; Chordata; Aves; Passeriformes; Icteridae.
AUGGCCUCCCAGCCGCAGCCCCUGCCCCCCGCCGUGCCCUGCGCCUCCCCUGCCGGCACUGCGGGGACCGGGCUGGCCGGCAGCCCCGAUAAAGGCAGCGCACGCCCCAAGCCACCGGUGCGGCCCAAGCCCCGCGUGCUGCCCAAGCCGGCAGUGCCCGCCAAGCCCCCGGUGCCGCCCCCCACGCCGGGCCCGCGGCACCCCCGGCCCGAGCUGCCCUCGGCCGAGAAGAUGAACCGCCUGGCCGGGCCCCAGCCCUACAGCGGGGCAGGCGCAGGGGGGCCCCUCCGGCGCCCCUCCUUCACUGUCAGAUCACCCGAGACCCCCAACGGGAAGGGGCCCUCGUCGCCCUCGGUCACAAGCACUGAGGAGGAGGUGCCGCCGGCCCCGCCAACCCCCUCGCGCAAGGGCCCGGCGCCCUUCAAGGUGACGCCGGUGCCGGUGGCCGCCAGGCCGGAGCGGUUCCCGGGCACCACCGUGGAGGAGAUCCUGGCCAAGAUGGACAGCAGGGAGGGCCCGGGCAGCCCAGACCGAGCCUGGCUCUCGCCCUUGUGCACCGACCCCUCCUCCCGCUUCGGCUCCAAGACCUUUGUUGCGUUCCGGAAGCGUCCCAGUGGGGAGGCAGACGGAGAUCCUGCCACUGAAGCCCCCCAGAUGCCCCGACCUGCGGCAGGCGAGCUGGGAAUGGGGGAUGAUGGACACCCUGUGGCUGAGAUGAGCAGCUCCCCCCCAGCCGGGCCGAGCUGUGCCGGGGACCCCUGUGGACGCCGGAGGCCGCCAUCCCCUCCUGACCUUUCCACUCUACAGCUGGGUGCCCUUGGACCUCCAGGCUCCCCAAGGCCCCCCACCUGCCAAGCCCCAGCCCCAGGAGCUCCUUUCCAGCCUGCUGAGCCCUCUGCCCCAGCCCCUGGCUCCCCUGAUGCCCCCCCCGAGCUCCUGGCCCCUGACUCCCCGACACUGCCCCCCGGCUCCCCUGAAUCCCCCACUCGGCCUCCAGUCGAGGUCCCUGUCACCUCCAUCCAGGCCCCGGGCGCUCCCUCGGCCACCGAUCUCCAGCUCAGAGUCUCUCGUUCCCCUGGCUCCCCACACACUCCAGGGGAGGGAUCCCCUGGCACUGCCAGCCCCCCUGGCACUCCUGAACUGCCCCCACGAGUCACCUGUCCCCCUGGCUCUCCCGAGGCUGCUGCCGAGUACCUGGGCCCCCCCAGCCCACCCCUUGCCAAAGCCUCUCGUCCCCCAGGCUCCCCAGAGGGACCUGAUGACUCCGCAGUGUCCCCACGGUUCCAUGAGGGUCCUGAUUUCAACCCCCCUCCCCGGGAUGUGGGGCUCCGGCGCUCCUCAGAGGGAGUGCUGCGGCCCCCGCCCACGGGGCAGGGCCUGGGGGAGCUGGGGGGCUCACUGAGUGCCCUGCCCCGGGCUGGAGACCUCCUGUCAGAGCCCUCCCUGGGCAGUGAGUCCGGCUGGAGCCUUUCCCAGUCCUUUGAGUGGACAUUCCCGUCGCGGGGGGCACGCUUGCCAGCCUUCCCUCCCCGCUCCCCCAUCCGGGAGACACCCGACUCAGGGCUGUCCGAAGAGGGGGAGUCAGAUGGGGAGGCUGCAGCCCCCAGCCCUCCAAAGGACAGCAGGGCUGAAGGACCUGGCAGCCAGCAGGCAGAGGGGGCUCCAUGCCCAGGGGGUCCUGUGGCACAGCAAGAGGCUGAGCACUCAGCAGAGGAGGAGGAGGAGGAGGAAAGGGAGGCAGAGCAAGAUGCUCCCAUGUCCCAUUCCCCACUUUGUGUGACAGAGCCUGGCCAGCAGCCAGCUGAGCCUGAGUCCCCCACCCAGCCCAGCCUUACCACAGCUGGCCCCCUGGAUCCAGCCCUGCCAGAUCCAGCUGCUCCAGCUGACUCAGCCUGGGCAGGUGAUGGCCCCAAGAGCCUGCAGAGUCCUGGGGGCCCAGGCCAGGCUGAGAAACCCUCACAGGAGCCUGACCCCCACGCUGACCCAGGCUGGCUGACAGAACUGUUGGAGUCACCUGGGGUCCACAGCUCUCCAGAGAACCUGCUGGGCUGGUCACGGAAGGACCUGUGCAGUGAGUUCGGCAUUGGCCACCCUCGCCAGGACAGCACCUUUGACUGGAGCCACCCAGGUGCAUCCAGGGAGAGAGACUGGCCUGUUGAGACCAAGCAGGACCAGGAAUUUGGGACCAAAUCCAGCUGGGACAGCAACCACAGCAACAAGGACAGCACUGCCCGUGAGAGCUGGAGUGGUGACUACAGAGCAGCGGAGCUGAUGGGGGACACGAAACUGGGCUGCAGCGACUGGUCCCAGUCCCUUGGCACUGGGAAGAGCUGCCCACAGGAUCCAGACUUCAGUGCCAGCACAGCUGAGUGGGGCCAGGGCUAUGGCAGCACAGAGGAGCUUGGCUCCAGACAGGCCAACUGGGGCAGUGGCCUUGGCACGGGACACGUCCGGCAGCUGGACAAGGAGCCACACUCUGGGCAGCCCACCUGGGCAGACAGGUACAGCGACAGGGACAUGGAGAUGAAGGACAGGGAACUCACCCCAGACUGGGCCAGUAAAUACAGCAGCCAGGAUGCUGGGAGCAAGGACGAGAAUUUAACGCUGGGCUGGGCUGGCAGAUCCAGCACCGGGGACAGCCCAGAUAAGGAGCUCAGCCCCAGCCGGCCAGCCUGGGAUAGGAGGUAUAACCCCAGAGACAUGGAGAGCCAGGACAGGGAGUUCAGCCCCAGCCGGCCAGCCUGGACUGGUGAAAUCAGGGACAUGGAAAGCCAGGACAGGGAGUUCAGCCCCAGCAGGCCAGCCUGGGAUGACAGAUCCAGCACCAAGGAGAUGGAGAGCCAGGACCAGGAGUUCAGCCCCAGCAGGCCAGCCUGGGGUGACAGAUCCAGCACCAAGGAGAUGGAGAGCCAGGACCAGGAGUUCAGCCCCAGCAGGCCAGCCUGGGGUGACAGAUCCAGCACCAAGGAGAUGGAGAGCCAGGACCAAGAGUUCAGCCCCAGCAGGCCAGCCUGGGAUGACAGAUGCAGCAGCAGGGACAUGGAGAGCCAGGAUCAGGAGUUCAACCCCAGCAGGCCAGCCUGGGAUGACAGAUGCAGCAGCAGGGACAUGGAGAGCCAGGAUCAGGAGUUCAGCCUCAGCAGGCCAGCCUGGGAUGACAGAUCCAGCACCAAGGAGAUGGAGAGCCAGGAUCAGGAGUUCAGCCUCAGCAGGCCAGCCUGGGAUGACAGAUCCAGCAGCAGGGACAUGGAGAGCCAGGAUCAGGAGUUCAGCCUCAGCAGGCCAGCCUGGGAUGACAGAUGCAGCAGCAGGGACAUGGAGAGCCAGGAUCAGGAGUUCAGCCCCAGCAGGCCAGCCUGGGAUGACAGAUCCAGCACCAAGGAGGUGGAGAGCCAGGACCAGGAGUUCAGCCCCAGGAGGCUGGCUGAAGCCAGUGAAUGCAGUACCAGGGACUUGGAAACCCAGGAUGAGUUCAGUCCCAGCGGAGCUACCUGGGGUGACAGAUCCAGCACCAAGGACAUGGAGACCCAGGACAGUGAAUUCACAUCCAGCAGAGCAGCCGGGGAUGGCAGGCACAGCACUGGGGACACGGAGACCCGGAAUGGGGAGUUCAGCCCCAGCAGAAGUGUCUGGGAUGACAGAUCCAGCACCAGGGAUGUGGAGGCACAGGACAGAGAGUUGAGCCCCAGUGGAGCAGCCUGGGAUGGGCAGCACAGCUCUGUGACCCCCAUGGAGGAAGAGCAGGAGCGGGUCCCAGCCCGGCUGAGCUGGCCCGGUGAGGGUGGCAUCGGACAGAGCGGGCUGGUCAGGGUUGGUGAGCAGGACAUGCCCAGCUCCCACUGCCCCGAGCCCCCGGCCCAGGAGCCCACCUGGGGCAGUGCCCACCAGCAGGAGCAUCACAGCUCUAGCAGCAGGGACGGGACUGAGGAGCUUGGAGCAUCUGAGUGCCAGAGCCAGUUUGGUGUCAUUGGGACAGAGCGGGUGGCAGAUCCCUGCAGUGCCAGAGCCUCGGAUGGCUCCAUGUCCGGGGUCCUGCCACAGCCCCGGGCAGGCUUGCACAGGGAUCUCUCUCUGGACAUGGGCAAUGCCCGCUGGAGCCAGGACCUGGACAGCCUGAGUGUGGAGCCACAGGAUGCCGAGGCCAGGCGCCAGGAGUGGGCGAGUGCCUUCAGCGCCCGCUGCGCUGCCCGCAGCCGGGACCUUGGUGCGGGGGAGCGGAGCGUGGGAGGGGACACCGGCGCAGAGCACGGGUCGGUCCCCAGCCCUUCGAUGGGUGACAUUCCAGCUGAUUGCCCAGUUGUGGAGCCCCCCCGGAGUGAGUCACCCAGCCACUCUGAGGAAGAGAGGCAUCCCUCUGAACCAGCCACUGCCCCACAGAGCCCCAUGGUCCCCCCUGUGCUGCCAGAGGCUGCCAGUGGGAUCCCAAUGAACGCAGGAAGUGAGGAACAGCCCUCGGACCACCCAGACGGGGAGAGCUCCUUGAGCUGGGGGGAGCAGCGGCUCUCACUGACUACCCCCCAGCCCGAGGGGUCCAUGGAGCAGGGACAGGAAUUUCCUCUUCUGGAGGACACGGAGCUCCUGGACAGCAGCGUGUUCCGCUGCAAGGCCAGCCUGGGCCGCAAGCGCCAGCACCGGGCACCAUCCCUGCGCCCCACCACCACCGAGGGAGAGAGCUGGAUCUUCCGGGACUCCACAGAGCCCCGGCCAGCCCCGGCAGCAUCCUCCGACGAGGAAGCAGCAGAGGAGCCCCGGAGCCGGCGGAUGCGCGGCUCAUCCUCGGGCAGGGGGGUCAAGGUGCCGCUCUUUCCUGGCCUCAGUGCCUCUGCCAUCAAGGCCAAGCUGAGGGGUCGCAACCGCUCGGCCGAGGAGGGGACAUCAUCAGGGGACAGCAAGGGGACCCCUCCUAAAGACCCCCAUGUGCAGCGCUCCAAGUCCUGCAAGAUCCCCGGUGUGAGUGGGAAACCCCCAGCCCUGCCCCCCAAGCCAGAGAAAACCUCAGGAUCCGAGGCCUCUCCCCCCCACUGGCUGCAGGCCCUGAAGCUGAAAAGGAAGAAGCCUUGAGCAGGGCUCACUCCGACGCUGAAGCCCGCUGUCCCUGGACCAGGGCUGUCCCCUCCUGUGGGGACACACACACACACACACACACACACACACACAGCCACCUAUGCACUUUGUACGAGCUUGCAGGGUCCCUGUCUUCCCAGCACCUCCUCCCUAACCCGCCGCUGUACCCCAUCCCCUUGGUCCCCAAGGGCCUGGGGAUGGGCACAAAGCCCCCCCCUUCCCCUCCACCCUGCUCGUGUAUGGCCCCGGACACAGGGCAACGGGUCCAGCUCGUGGUGCCACUGCCACAGACAAUAAAACCUCGCUGGUCAGUU